AUGCAAUCGAGUAGCGGCAUGGUGAUCACGACACCUCCUUCUCAGCCUCCGUUCAUGAACAAAACACUCAUUCAAGAUCAAUCCGAUCAAGGCAGAACAAUUCAAAAAGUCUUACAAUUAUUUGUUGGUCAUAGUGGUCAUGAAGAAAGUAUUCUUUCAUCACUGUUGGAUUCAAUUUCUGAUGUACUUUCCGAGAGAGAUUCUGAUGGACAUUCUCUGCUCCAUGUGGCAGCCUUUGUUGGAUCGGAUGCUCUUGUGGACAAGUUAUUUGUUGAAAAGUUACAAAAUAAUCCCGAAAAGAUUCGAGAGUUUUGUAAUUUAACCACCAUCAACGACAAAAAGACAGCUUUAACGAUUGCAUGUGAGAGAGGAUAUUUGGAGGUUGUAAAGAAGCUCUAUGAUUAUACUGAUAAAAAUGCAAGUGAAACUUUGUUUUCUCCAAUUCAUGUGGCAGCCAUUAAUGGGCAAAAUAAGAUAUUGGAAUAUCUUGUGAAGGAAAAGAAAGAAAAUGUCGAUAGUCAACAAGAUGUUUAUGGAUACACUCCACUACACUUGGCUGCUCAAUAUGGUCACGCAGAAACAGUGGCCUUUUUAAUUGAUGAAUUGAAUGCAAAUAAGAAUAUUCAGUGCACCACCGAAAGAAUGCUCCCAAUUCACACAGCCAUUUUGAACAAUAAUUUGCAAGUUCUAAAAGCGCUUGUUCACAGACACUCACAAGAGGCCAACACCACAAAUGCCAAAUUUUAUGAAACACUCUCGAAUGAUCAUAUUCACAUUAAUCCAUUGUUACUUGCCAUUGCGAAUACACAUGCUGAGGACGACAAAUAUGUGUCACCAGAGACUUUACAAGCCUCUGCUGAAAUGGUUAAAUUCUUGGUCAACGAGUUGAAUGCAGAUUACAGUUUGGCUGGAAAUAAUGGUAUCUCUGCUCUGCAUAUGGCUGCCGAAGCAGGAAAUUGUGAGCUCAUCAAAUUCUUUGUCACAGAAAAGCAUGAGAAUGUUAAUCAAUUGACUGACAUUACCAAGGACACACCACUCUAUUUGGCUGCCAUUAACAAUCAUUUGGAGGCAACCAAAUUAUUACUUGAGCUGGGGGCUGAUAAGGACAUUGAAAAUUGGAGAGGUAACACACCAUUAUCGGUCGUGAAGAACUUGGCAUCCAAGAAUGAUGACUACAAACCUCUUUAUGAAUUUCUAAAAUCUCAAUAA
Messenger RNA from Naegleria fowleri, 1209 nucleotides. RefSeq lists its product as uncharacterized. The transcript is spliced from 2 exons. Lineage: Eukaryota; Heterolobosea; Eutetramitea; Acrasida; Naegleriidae. Gene Ontology annotation, molecular function: protein binding. Bases 1 to 1209 code for a protein of 402 amino acids. The record is from RefSeq and is a predicted model, not a curated record.